Austrofundulus limnaeus is the source of this 1929-nucleotide messenger RNA. RefSeq names its product NADPH dependent diflavin oxidoreductase 1 (gene ndor1). The record is from RefSeq and is a predicted model, not a curated record. Gene Ontology annotation, molecular function: NADPH-hemoprotein reductase activity; FMN binding; flavin adenine dinucleotide binding. Gene Ontology annotation, cellular component: cytosol. NCBI's taxonomy places the organism in Eukaryota, Metazoa, Chordata, Actinopteri, Cyprinodontiformes, Rivulidae.
UCAGGAUGGUCGGUCCGGACCUGCUGGUUCUGUAUGGGAGUCAGACCGGUACCGCCCAGGACACGGCCCACAGGCUGGCCCGGCAGGCUCAGAGGAGGCGGCUGAAGGUCCGGGUCAUGUCCCUGGACAGCUACAAUGUGGUGGACCUGAUCUCAGAGACUCUGGUGGUGUUUGUUUGCUCCACGACAGGAGAAGGAGAACCUCCUGACAACAUGAAGAACUUCUGGAGGUUUCUCUUCAGGAAGUCUUUACCUGCCGGCUCUCUGAGCCGUCUGGACUGUGCGGUCCUGGGUCUGGGGGACUCCUCGUACCCAAAGUUUAAUUUUGUUGCCAAGAAGCUCCAGAAGCGCCUCCUGCAGCUGGGGGUCCACAUGCUGGUCCCUGUGGGUCUGGCAGACGAUCAGCACGAUCUGGGACCGGACGCCGUCAUCGACCCGUGGUUCUCCUCGUUCUGGGACCAGGUCUUGGUUCUGAACCCGUCUCUGGCAGAACUGGACCCUGUGAGGGACGACGAGCCACUCCCCCCGUCGUUCUCCUUCCACUUCCUGGAUGAUAAACCGGAGCCAGACUCGGGUCUGAGGAUCCACCCGGUCCAAACGGUCCCGUCUCAGUCCUGUCCCUUUCCUGCCAGGAUGGUGUCCAACAGGAGGGUAACGGACCCGACCCACUUCCAGGACGUCCGGCUCAUAGAGUUUGACAUCUCCGGGUCCAGAAUCGAGUUCUCAGCCGGAGACGUGGUUCUGAUCCGACCGUGUAACGCAGAAGAAGACGUGGAGCGGUUCUGUCAGCUGCUCCGGUUGGACCCGGACUCCAGCUUCACUCUCAGCCCCACAGGGACCUGGGCAGUACCGGCGGGUCUCCCUCAGCCGUGCUCGCUGCGCCUCCUGCUGCGGCGCCACCUGGACCUGAGCUCGGUGCCGCGCCGCUCCUUCUUCCAGCAGCUGGCCUGUUUCUCCUCCCACCAGCUGGAGCGGGACAAGCUCUGGGAGUUCUGCUCGGCGUCGGGUCAGGACCAGCUGCACGCCUACUGCACCCGCCCCCGCCGCACCGCGCUGGAGGUUCUGGCAGAUUUCCCUCACACCACAGCUGAGAUCAAAGUGGACUACCUCCUGGACCUGUUCCCUGAGAUCCAGGCCCGGUCCUUCUCCAUCGCCUCGUCUCUGAAGGCUCAUCCGGACCGGCUCCAGAUCCUCGUGGCUGUGGUCCAGUACAGGACCAAGCUGCACAGACCCAGGCGGGGUCUCUGCUCCUCCUGGUUGGCCUCUCUGGACCCCCAACAAGGGGAGGUCUCGGUCCCCCUGUGGGUCAAGAAGGGGAGUCUCCGCUUCCCCACAGACCCAGACACCCCCGUGGUCCUGGUGGGACCAGGAACUGGAGUGGCCCCCUUCAGGUCCCUGUUACAGGAGAGACUGAUGGAGGGAAAGACUGGUAAUGUUCUGUUCUUCGGCUGUCGCUCUGAGUCCAAAGACUUCUUCUUCUCCUCUGAGUGGGAGGACAUGAUGAAGGCUGGACAUCUGCUCCUCUUCACUGCCUUCUCCAGAGACCAGGAGGAGAAGGUUUACGUUCAGCACCGGGUGAAGGAGAACUCUGCGCUCCUCUGGGACCUGAUCACCAAGAAGAAGGCCUGGUUCUACAUCGCAGGAAACUCCAAACAGAUGCCAGGAGGUGUGCGUGACGCUCUGAAGGAGGUGUUCCAGCUGGAAGGAGGAGAUUCUGCUGACGAGGCGGAACACAGGCUGGUGCUCAUGGAGCAAACAGGCCGACUGCAGAGGGAGACCUGGUCCUGACCCUGAUCCGGUCCUGAUCCUGAUCCGGUCCUGAUCCUGAUCCUCCAACUCUUCUAAUCUGUUGUUCAGAUGAUUGCUUCUGUUCAGGCAGAUCAGGACCAGGAACCAGGUUUUGUUCAUUAAAUCAUGAUGUUGUGGAAUA